AUGCGUCUGCUUUGCCUUUUGCUACCCGCCUCCGCCAUCUUUCUCUCGAGAACCGCUGACUCUGCAACCUCCAGCGGUAAUCCGAACAUCAAUGCUGCUGUCAACUCGGUCACUGUCCCCCUCCGUGUGAAGACGAACGCAUCCGUCGCUCUGCCGCUCUUGGCGCCGCAUCCCUUCGCAAGGAGCACACGCGACGCUAGCUACCACGACGACGAGGAGAGGGAAGGGGGGCUGGGUAUAGCGCGAUUCGUAGGCGAUGUUUUUUACAGUCUGCAAAUGAGAACAUGGCUUUGGUACGACCUACACCCCGAAGCCGUCUUGAAGCAAUUGAGUGUGCGACCGAAGAACGAUGAGCCGCUCGACGUGCAGAUCGUUGCGCGGUGUCUCGCCUAUGCUGACCUGUUCACCGCAAAGAAAAGAGUUUCUGGUGACGAUGUUGUGUUCAGGAUGCUGGAUAGUAUCACAGGCAACAAAGAAAAGCUUGUUGCGCUCCUCUUGACGCUCCGAAACUUCCGUGGCAUGAAGAAUCGUGCGGACAGCUUGCAAAGAGCGGUAGCUGGGAAAUACCCAGAACUCGAGGAUCGUAUCCAGAGUUUGUGGCUGAAGGCUAACGUGAGACCUGACGAAGCCUACGAUAUGAUGCCCAUCGCAGCAGAGAAGAAACUUACACAUGGCAUCGAAAAAGAACCAACGUGGCCUGCAAUCUGUCGUGGGCUCACGCAGUUGAUUUCGUAUGCUCGCAAGUUUAACGCAAUGGAUACGAAGAUGUCCGAAUUCAGCUACCAGAAUCUGUUCGAACUGUUGGUGGAGAAGAGAGGGGCCGAUGAGCUGGCGGUGUUCUCGUAUUCAACGAAACAUGAGUUUGACGGUAUCGAAAGUCUCGUUCACGACUUCCGAGUAAUGCUAGUUGAGCAAUACCCAGAGGCCAUUGAAUCGGUGCUUCAAUCGUGGUUCGACGCAAGAGUGCACCCUGUGCAAGUCUACAAGUAUUUGCCCCUCGACUACGCAUUGGACAUCACAGAAGGAAAAGAGUGGCUUGCUCUCUGCUCCGGUCUUAAGCUGUGGAUUUCGUAUAUGAUCAGCAUUGGAAACAAAGUGUUCAGCAACAACGAGAUAGUCCGCCUGCUGGUCGAUAAAAGAAGCGAAAAGCAGGCGGUGGCUUUUCUCAGUUGGCUUGAAAGCGUCGAUGGUAUGAAAGAUCACGCUGAAAGAUUGCAAGAAGCGCUAGCCGUGGAAUUUCCAGAUUCUCUGCCGCUGCUGCUUGAAGUGUGGCUGAAGCAUGACGUGGACCCAAAGGAAGUUUACCGCAGAAUGUCGCUUACAGCGAGUAAACCGGUUACACAUGACAGCCUUAAUCGGAUGUUUAAUAUUCCGAAGAUGAAAAUGUGGUUUGGCUAUGUUGAAAAGCUCAACGCCGACUUGGCUUGCCUGCUUCCAGAAUGCAUCGUGUGCAGCAACUGCCACCUUGUAUACGAUACGGACUAG
Hyaloperonospora brassicae is the source of this 1485-nucleotide messenger RNA. Lineage: Eukaryota; Oomycota; Peronosporomycetes; Peronosporales; Peronosporaceae. The record is from the annotation of a GenBank genome assembly.